Molecule: messenger RNA, 1777 nt
Organism: Spathaspora passalidarum NRRL Y-27907
Lineage: Eukaryota; Fungi; Ascomycota; Pichiomycetes; Serinales; Debaryomycetaceae
Gene: ABC1
Product: protein kinase
Exons: 1
Biological process (GO): ubiquinone biosynthetic process
Cellular component (GO): extrinsic component of mitochondrial inner membrane
Molecular function (GO): kinase activity
Source: RefSeq, a predicted model, not a curated record
AGCUUUGACAACCAAUCAAUCCCUCAAUGUCACAAAGAAAGACCGUGUUUGAGCUAGCUGCAAUAGCAUGUUCAUUUUCCAAGGUCCUUGGUGGAUCGAUCAGAAUUCUAGAACGUGAUAUUGCUCAAUACCCUUUGGUCAAGUCAAUACGAGAAUGGGAUUCCACCAAACCAAUGUGGGAUGAAGUUCAACGUAAGGCACAAUCCAAAAGAAACAGCGAGAGCAACGUGAAUACUUCACAACCUCCAUUUCCUUCUAGUUUAAACAAGAAAGGAACUUCAUUUGAUGGAACUCAAAAACGUGCAUACUCUACCAAACCAAGCCAUGAAGAACAUGAAGAAGAGCAUACAAAUGUAAUUGGAGCUAAAGAGAAACCCAAAGGUUUCCAAAUGUCCCAAAGUGAGGUUCCUAGUUCUAGAUUAGCCCGUAUUUUCCAUUAUGGAACCUUGGCUGCCGGUAUGGGAUACGGUGCUGCCAAAGAAGGUAUAAAGGGAUACAUGGCUGGAAACUCCAAGGAUAUCACCAUGAAGGGACUUAUGUUAUCCCCAGGGAACAUUGAAAGAUUAGCCAAGAAGUUUUCCCAAAUGAGAGGAGCCGCCUUGAAGAUUGGUCAAAUGCUUUCCUUCCAAGAUUCUUCGGUCUUACCUAAGGAAAUCCAACAAAUCUUAUUACGGGUGCAGAAUUCGGCUCAUUAUAUGCCAUUGGGACAACUUGACCGAGUAAUGAAGGGUGAUUUAGGUAACAAUUGGCGUGAACGUUUGUUCACCAGUUUUGACGAUGUUCCUAUUGCCGCAGCCUCUAUUGGACAGGUUCAUAGUGCAAUCACCGAUGAUUUAACUCCUGUGGUGGUCAAGGUUCAAUACCCUGGUGUUGUUGAUUCGAUUGACUCAGAUUUGAAUAAUUUGCUCAUGCUAUUGACUGCAUCUUCCCUUUUACCUGCCGGGUUAUUCUUGGAUAAGACCAUUGCCAAUGCUAGAGUUGAAUUGAAGUGGGAGUGUGAUUAUAUUAGAGAAGCCCAUUAUUUGGUGAGGUUUAGAGAAGUGUUGCAGGAUGAUCCUGUAUUUGCUGUUCCUAAAGUUUUCCAUAGCUUGUGUGGAGAACAUGUAUUGACCAUGGAAAGAAUGAUGGGAACGGAAAUUGUUAAGGGAGACUGGGAUCAAGAAACUAAAGAUUGGAUAGCCACUAACAUCAUGAGAUUAUGCUUAUUGGAAAUUAAAAAGUUUAAAUUCAUGCAGACUGAUCCUAAUUGGGCUAAUUUCUUGUAUAAUGACAAAACGAAAAAGAUUGAAUUGUUGGAUUUCGGAGCUGCCCGUGACUUCCCCGAAGAGUUCAUUUCCAAGUAUGUUUCUGUGUUACGAGUUGCUGUCAAGAAAGACCGUAAGAGAGUUGAGGAAAUCUCGCGUGAGUUGGGAUAUUUAACUGGAUUGGAAUCUCCACAAAUGACUCAAGCUCAUGUUGAUUCUGUCAUGGUUCUUGGAGAAGCGUUCUCGCCAGUAGACAACAAAGGGACUCCAUUCAACUUCCGUGAUCAAACCAUUACUGAUAGAGUCAAGGGGAACAUUGGGUUGAUGUUGAAUGAAAGAUUGACUCCUCCACCAGAAGAAACAUAUUCCUUGCAUAGAAAGUUAAGUGGUGUGUUUUUGCUUUGUGCAAGAUUGAACGCUACUGUUCCUUGUGAGGAUUUGUUUAGAGAAAUCAUUGGCUUUGAAGAUUAGCUGUAAAUAUUUGUACAUAGCAUUACACAUUCUGUAAUAUCUUAGUUUUGACACAUUUUAAG